CGAAAAUCAACGAAAACGUCGACAAAGUAGCAAAUCCGCAUCUACAGAGACAUCUACACACAAAAGCAAAAACUAUUCCAAAUCAUCGUCAAUUUCGUCAUCGCACGACAGAAAAAUGGCGGAAGGCGAACAUUCCAAAACACAGUCGUCGAUCAACGCGACCGGCAACAACAACAACAACACAACGCCUGGCUUGGUGCGAAUGACAGACGAUGCUCAGCAGCAACGUCAAUCACCGCCGAAAGCAAUUGUUGAUUCAUCACCACUCCAACCGCAAAUGGAUAAAAAUAAAGAAUCACUGAAAGUCAAGUUAAUGGUUCGUCGCACCAUGAACGAGCUAAUACAACAAAAUAUCAUACCACCAUCAAAGCCUUCUCCGAUGCUGCAUCAGCAAUGUAAGCAACUGGAACGCGCCAAAACGGGCGACGCCUUGAAACAAAAGAUUCUGCAACGUCCUCAGAGGGAAGAACUUGAACGGCGUCACAUCCUGGAUCAACAACAGAGCUACAUUGAUCCGUCAAUCGCGGAAAAAAGACGUCAAUUAUCGAAAGCGAUGAUCGCGGAUCAUUUAAAUUCGAAAAUUUCGCAUCGCCCGGGUCCUUUGGAGUUGAUUGAGAAGAAUAUUUUGCACACGGAAGAGCCUAUCGAGCAACUUGUGAAGGAGGGAUUUGUCACGUACAAAGCGGCAAAUGAGGGAACUCAAAAGGGACCUCAACAUCCGAGCAGUUAUGUGGUCGAUGAUGACUCCCAAAGCUCGGAAGGAGAUCCGCUGAGUGUUUGUAGUCAAGGUGAUGUCGUCGAAGUAUCGAAUAAUGCGCAAGUUGUCACCGUCGCACUUACAAUACCAACCAGCGGAGGUGCUGUCGUCGUCACUUCCGCCCCUUUACAAGCCCCCGCUGCUUCAAAUACCGUCAAAAUGCCUUCUCUCGUGCCAACAAACCCGCAAUUUGUGUCGCCCAGUCCCGUGAUGAGUGCCGAUCAGCCCAUGAACGCGAUCUGCGUCAAGCAAGAACCCACAACACAGAACCUUUAUGCUCAAUUGUGUCAAAGUACGGUGUCAAAUAGUCCGCAUCCGAGUGCCGCAUUGAGUCCCCAGAGCUUGGGGUCUUCUACAUCGAGCCUGAGUCCCAUUUCGAACGUUGCAUCGCCACCCGGGAUGCUUUCCAAACCCAUUCCAACGGCUUUCCUGUCGAGUCAGCAGCAAAAAAGUGACGCGCCCGGCAAAGACAAGAACAAGAAAAAGUCAAAAACGAAGGCAGCAGCUGCCAAAUCGCGCAUUAUCAAGUUUCACGAGUACAAGGGACCUCCGAGUGCGCAAAAAACCAACAGUCCUUUGAGUAAUUCGAUCACCGGCGAGAAUGGCGAGACGAAUUAUCAACUUGCCAUGAAGCAGCAGUAUUUGUUGCAGUAUCUCGAACAAAUUUACAAGCGACCUCACAUCUUGCCUGCCACGCAAAAACCGCAACAAAGUGUUCCCGUGCCUCCGUUACAGCUCCAGAGCUCGUCGCAGAUCGUGAUGAACACGCCGCAAGGUCAAACGUCGGAAAUGAUGACGACCCAGCCGCCAACUGCGAGUUCCCAACAACCGCAAAUGACAAUUGUGACGCAAAUUCCGCAAGCCACGCCCUCGAUUGCGUCGUCAAGUGCUUCAAUUCCGCCAAGUCCCGCUUCCACGUACAGCGAUUCGACCGUCAGUGACAUGGGAAAGAUGAAAGUGUCGGAUUUGAAGCAACAAUUGAAAAAACUUAACCUCAAAGUGUCAGGAUCCAAACAAGCCCUCAUCGAACGCCUGAAACAACACAUGCCAUUAGACAUCGAACCGAGCACCGAAGAGUCCAUUUCCGGCGAAACGUGCGAUUUUGAUGCCGUAAGUAAUGCCACGCCUCCGCAUCAGUCGCCCUCAUCCGUGGAAGAGUCAGAUUUUGACACCAUGGAUACGACGACAACGCAACAAGAUCACAUCAAACACGAACCGCUGACGCCGCAACCGAUGCAAAUCUCUGUCGGCGAGUCCGACGACAUUGUUCGCGAGCAACAACGACAAAUCGAGGAGCUCCAAAGAAACCUGAGGGAGGCACAGCAACAACUCGAACAAAUGAAACAGAUGAAAAUGGAUGAAUCCGAACCCGUGAGUGUUCGUCUGAAGCACACGCUCGAAGCAAAAAGGCAAAAAGAGAAACUCGCUCAACUCGAAAAGCAACAAAUGUUGGCGAUUCAGAAGCAGAAACAGCAGCAAAUUCAAGCGGCGCAGCAGCAGCAGCAGAAAAAUGUUUUUGUCGCAACGAAAUCGCCGCAGCAGCAACAAACGCAAGCUUUGAAUCCGCCGCCGCCAGCCUUGAAUGCAUUUAUCACGCCCAUUAAGAAGGAAGCGACAACAAAUGGCAUGGUGACGUUCUAUAACGAAAAUCAGCAAAUUCCGUUGCCAACGCUUUUGGUGUGUGUUCAGGACAAUAAGAAGACGCAUCAGAGGACGACUUCGAUGCCGAGUAUUGUGUUGCCGUUGACGACAAGCAAUUCAGGUCCCCCUCCUUUGGUUGAAGCCUCCCAACCGAUCACACUCCAACAAAACCCGAUAGUCAAACACCACACAAUCCCCCUUCCGCAGUCAUCGCCUCCCGAAUUACGUCCCAUUGAUCCGCUUCCGCCUCCGCAUUACGACGAAGCAACCAAACGUCUCGAGGACAACAAGAAAUUAGCGCAAACUUUGGCAGCGCAAAACGUUCCUCCGCUCGCCAAAUGCACGCCAAACAUCACGCAAGUCCAAGCCUUGAGCAAAAUCCGCAAAAACGGCAGCGGCGACUCAAUGACACAAGCUUUCAAAGAUGUCUACGAGAUUUUGAGCAAAAAUGGCGAGUUACCUGACAAUGCAGAGACUCCCGAAAGCCCUUCGACACCAACGCCGCAACAGCAAGUAAUGAUGAUCAAUCCCAAUUUGAUGUUCGACCGACGAGUUCGAAGUGUCGUGAAUGAAUUAACGAGCUCUGGAGUCAGCAACGACGCUCCUUCCUCGGAAAUUCCUUCGUCUUUGUUGCUCGAUGGGGGUUCCGAUCUCCUAAAUUUGCCCGUUUUGUCGCCAAUGCAGCAGGACUGCAUGCAAAGUGACCCCGAAGAGACGCUGGACAAGCUUUUGGCGCAAGCGCAGCAAACAAACGAUUGUCACACGCCCCAUAAUUCGCCUUUCCAUCAAGCAGCGACAAGCGGAACACCCACUCAUCCAUCCUCCGGGUCGUCUCAGCUCCUCACAGACUUCAAUGAUCUCGAAUUGCUGGAAUUCCCGAUGGAUAUUGAGGAUGAUGCGGCAUUCCAUCACGCGAAUUUCACUCAAACCCAACCGCAAUCCGACUCAAAUUCACAAAUUUCGUCAAAUUCUCGCGUUCAUCGCGAAAUGAAUCCAAGUCUGACGCCAUCCCUGAACGAAUUGAUCCAAAUUCAGCAGCAACAGCAACAACAACAGUCCGAAAUGAACGGAUUCGGGAACAAUUUUACGGAUUCCAUGAACAAUAAUCACAGCGAGAACAGUCAUUGUAGCAGCAACAGUCACUUUAACAACGAAACGCCGAUGGAUUUUGAGAAUUUAUUGUCAAAUUUUGAGAUUCCCACGAAUUUCGACACACUUCCGGGACUUCAAACGACCAAUUCAGCACCAAAUACGCCUCAAAGACCGCCGUCGCGUGAUUUAAAUGGCUUCGAAACGUCUCCCUCGAGCUUCGGAUCGCACUUUUACAACCAUCAUGUGCACUCGCCACUUCACUCGAAUGCUUCCAAUCACUUUGCGAAUCACCAUCACAUGAACCAUCAUCACGAAAACAUCCUCGAAUUCUUCAAUGAUGACUUCCGCAUGGGUGUCGGCGAUUCCAUGUCGUGCGAAGUCGAUAAUUUGUUGUGCAACAUUUGAACCCGAUUGGAAAUUUGUAAAUAGGUAAGAUUUUUUGUACAUAUUUAGACUUAAAUGAUUGUGAUUUCUCUCUAUUUUUAAAUAUUUAAAGAAAAAAAAAUUAACGUUGAAGGCAUUAUUUUAUUUUUUAAGGCAGGCACGACUUACUUACUUACAGUAGAAGCAUUAAUCAGCACUCUAAUUAAAAAAAAAUAAAAAUACGAAAAAAGUGCCUUUGUAUCCUGGAUGAAAACUAAAGGAUACGACUUUCUUAAUUUUUAUUCCAAUUUCCGUAGUUGGUCUUUCUUUUACUUAUUUUUUCAGUA
This is a messenger RNA of Culicoides brevitarsis, 4200 nucleotides long. RefSeq names its product myocardin-related transcription factor A (gene Mrtf). The record is from RefSeq and is a predicted model, not a curated record. Gene Ontology annotation, biological process: positive regulation of transcription by RNA polymerase II. Gene Ontology annotation, cellular component: nucleus. NCBI's taxonomy places the organism in Eukaryota, Metazoa, Arthropoda, Insecta, Diptera, Ceratopogonidae. The transcript is spliced from 5 exons. Gene Ontology annotation, molecular function: transcription coactivator activity. The coding region runs from base 116 to 3895 and encodes 1259 amino acids.